CAAUGCGACGUGUUGUUUGACGAGAAGCAUCAAGUUUAAGAAUGUUUUGAGAGUUAAGAAAAGUCUCGAGAAACCUGAACAGAACAUGAUAUGAGGACCGCUGGUCACGAUCACGAUCCGUAAAAUAAAAUGGGAUGUGUUUAUUUCAAAACUGUACGUAAAGGCACAGCGCUUCUCUUCUUUGUCAUUCUUCAGGGGAUGAAUGCACAGAGUUCCAGUACAAAGCCAGAUGUGAUCAGGAAUCUCACUGUCUCUGACUUCACAACUUCAUCUGUGUUUCUGAAAUGGGAUGAACCAAUUGGAAAUAGAUCUUCCUUCAAACUUCAAUGGACUGGUGAUAUAACAAACGAAGCAGUAACCAAUCACACAUCCUAUAACAUCACUGGACUAACUGCUGGUGUCAACUACACAUUGAACAUCAGAGCUGUUGCAGCAGAUAAUGUGACAGAAGGCCAACCAAUCAGGAUCUCAGUCUAUACUAAGCCUGAUGUCAUAUUGAAUCUCAGUGUUGAUAAUAUUACAACAUCAUCUGUCACACUAAACUGGACUAAACCAAACGGCCAAAGCUCCCAUUACAGAGUAGAAUAUGAAAAUAACAAUGUGACUAUCAAUGAAACUACUGAGAAAACCUUCAUCACAAUAAAUAAUCUGAUUCCUGGAUCACAGUACACGUUCAAAGUUUUUACAGUCACAGCUGAUAAUGUGACAGAGGGGACAUCAGAUCAGAUUUCACUGUAUACCAGGCCAGAUGUGAUCAGGAAUCUCAAUGUCUCUGACAUCACAACUUCAUCUGUGUUUCUGAAAUGGGAUGAACCAAUUGGAAAUAGAUCUUCCUUCAAACUUCAAUGGACUGGUGAUAAAACAGACGAAACAGUAACCAAUCACACAUCCUAUAACAUCACUGGACUAACUGCUGGUGUCAGCUAUACAUUGAACAUCAGAGCUGUUGCAGCAGAUAAUGUGACAGAGGGCCAACCAAUCAGGAUCUCAGUCUAUACUAGGCCAGAUAUGAUCAGGAAUCUCAAUAUCUCUGACAUCACAACUUCAUCUGUGUUUCUGAAAUGGGAUGAACCAAUUGGAAAUAGAUCUUCCUUCAAACUUCAAUGGACUGGUGAUAAAACAGACGAAACAGUAACCAAUCACACAUCCUAUAACAUCACUGGACUAACUGCUGGUGUCAGCUACACAUUGAACAUCACAGCUGUUGCAGCAGAUAAUGUGACAGAAGGCCAACCAAUCAGGAUCUCAGUCUAUACUAGGCCAGAUGUGAUCAGGAAUCUCAAUGUCUCUGACAUCACAACUUCAUCUGUGUUUCUGAAAUGGGAUGAACCAAUUGGAAAUAGAUCUUCCUUCAAACUUCAAUGGACUGGUGAUAAAACAGAUGAAACAGUAACCAAUCACACAUCCUAUAACAUCACUGGACUAACUGCUGGUGUCAGCUACACAUUCAACAUCAGAGCUGUUGCAGCAGAUAAUGUGACAGAAGGCCAACCAAUCAGGAUCUCAGUCUAUACUAGGCCAGAUGUGAUCAGGAAUCUCAAUGUCUCUGACUUCACAACUUCAUCUGUGUUUCUGAAAUGGGAUGAACCAAUUGGAAAUAGAUCUUCCUUCAAACUUCAAUGGACUGGUGAUAAAACAGACGAAACAGUAACCAAUCACACAUCCUAUAUCAUCACUGGACUAACUGCUGGUGUCAACUACACAUUGAACAUCACAGCUGUUGCAGCAGAUAAUGUGACAGAAGGCCAACCAAUCAGGAUCUCAAUCUAUACUAGGCCAGAUGUGAUCAGGAAUCUCACUGUCUCUGAAAUCACAACUUCGUCUGUGUUUCUGAAAUGGGAUGAACCAAUUGGAAAUAGAUCUUCCUUCAAACUUCAAUGGACUGGUGAUAAAACAGACGAAACAGUAACCAAUCGCACAUCCUAUAACAUCACUGGACUAACUGCUGGUGUCAGCUACACAUUGAACAUCAGAGCUGUUGCAGCAGAUAAUGUGACAGAAGGCCAACCAAUCAGGAUCUCAGUCUAUACUAGGCCAGAUGUGAUCAGGAAUCUCAAUGUCUCUGACAUCACAACUUCGUCUGUGUUUCUGAAAUGGGAUGAACCAAUUGGAAAUAGAUUUUCCUUCAAACUUCAAUGGACUGGUGAUAAAAUAGACGAAACAGUAACCAAUCACACAUCCUAUAUCAUCACUGGACUAACUGCUGGUGUCAACUACACAUUGAACAUCAAAGCUGUUGCAGCAGAUAAUGUGACAGAGGGCCAACCAAUCAGGAUCUCAUUCUAUAUUAGGCCAGAUGUGAUCAGGAAUCUCACUGUCUCUGAAAUCACAACUUCAUCUGUGUUUCUGAAAUGGGAUGAACCAAUUGGAAAUAGAUCUUCCUUCAAACUUCAAUGGACUGGUGAUAAAACAGACGAAACAGUAACCAAUCACACAUCCUAUAACAUCACUGGACUAACUGCUGGUGUCAGCUACACAUUGAACAUCAGAGCUGUUGCAGCAGAUAAUGUGACAGAAGGCCAACCAAUCAGGAUCUCAGUCUAUACUAGGCCAGAUAUGAUCAGGAAUCUCAAUGUCUCUGACAUCACAAGUUCGUCUGUGUUUCUGAAAUGGGAUGAACCAAUUGGAAAUAGAUCUUCCUUCAAACUUCAAUGGGCUGGUGAUAAAACAGAUGAAACAGUAACCAAUCACACAUCCUAUAACAUCACUGGACUAACUGCUGGUGUCAGCUACACAUUCAACAUCAGAGCUGUUGCAGCAGAUAAUGUGACAGAGGGCCAACCAAUCAGGAUCUCAGUCUAUACUAGGCCAGAUGUGAUCAGGAAUCUCAAUAUCUCUGACAUCACAACUUCAUCUGUGUUUCUGAAAUGGGAUGAACCAAUUGGAAAUAGAUCUUCCUUCAAACUUCAAUGGGCUGGUGAUAUAACAAAUGAAGCAGUAACCAAUCACACAUCCUAUAACAUCACUGGACUAACUGCUGGUGUCAGCUACACAUUCAACAUCGGAGCUGUUGCAGCAGAUAAUGUGACAGAGGGCCAACCAAUCAGGAUCUCAAUCUAUACUAGGCCAGAUAUGAUCAGGAAUCUCAAUGUCUCUGACAUCACAAGUUCGUCUGUGUUUCUGAAAUGGGAUGAACCAGUUGGAAAUAGAUCUUCCUUCAAACUUCAAUGGACUGGUGAUAAAACAGAUGAAACAGUAACCAAUCACACAUCCCAUAACAUCACUGGACUAACUGCUGGUGUCAGCUACACAUUCAACAUCAGAGCUGUUGCAGCAGAUAAUGUGACAGAGGGCCAACCAAUCAGGAUCUCAGUCUAUACUAGGCCAGAUGUGAUCAGGAAUCUCAAUGUCACUGACAUCACAACUUCAUCUGUGUUUCUGAAAUGGGAUGAACCAGUUGGAAAUAGAUGUUCCUUCAAACUUCAAUGGACUGGUGAUAAAACAGAUGAAACAGUAACCAAUCACACAUCCUAUAACAUCACUGGACUAACUGCUGGUGUCAGCUACACAUUCAACAUCAGAGCUGUUGCAGCAGAUAAUGUGACAGAAGGCCAACCAAUCAGGAUCUCAGUCUAUACUAGGCCAGAUGUGAUCAGGAAUCUCAAUAUCUCUGACAUCACAACUUCAUCUGUGUUUCUGAAAUGGGAUGAACCAAUUGGAAAUAGAUCUUCCUUCAAACUUCAAUGGGCUGGUGAUAUAACAAAUGAAGCAGUAACCAAUCACACAUCCUAUAACAUCACUGGACUAACUGCUGGUGUCAGCUACACAUUCAACAUCGGAGCUGUUGCAGCAGAUAAUGUGACAGAGGGCCAACCAAUCAGGAUCUCAAUCUAUACUAGGCCAGAUAUGAUCAGGAAUCUCAAUGUCUCUGACAUCACAAGUUCGUCUGUGUUUCUGAAAUGGGAUGAACCAGUUGGAAAUAGAUCUUCCUUCAAACUUCAAUGGACUGGUGAUAAAACAGAUGAAACAGUAACCAAUCACACAUCCCAUAACAUCACUGGACUAACUGCUGGUGUCAGCUACACAUUCAACAUCAGAGCUGUUGCAGCAGAUAAUGUGACAGAGGGCCAACCAAUCAGGAUCUCAGUCUAUACUAGGCCAGAUGUGAUCAGGAAUCUCAAUGUCACUGACAUCACAACUUCAUCUGUGUUUCUGAAAUGGGAUGAACCAGUUGGAAAUAGAUGUUCCUUCAAACUUCAAUGGACUGGUGAUAAAACAGAUGAAACAGUAACCAAUCACACAUCCUAUAACAUCACUGGACUAACUGCUGGUGUCAGCUACACAUUCAACAUCAGAGCUGUUGCAGCAGAUAAUGUGACAGAAGGCCAACCAAUCAGGAUCUCAGUCUAUACUAGGCCAGAUGUGAUCAGGAAUCUCAAUAUCUCUGACAUCACAACUUCAUCUGUGUUUCUGAAAUGGGAUGAACCAAUUGGAAAUAGAUCUUCCUUCAAACUUCAAUGGGCUGGUGAUAUAACAAAUGAAGCAGUAACCAAUCACACAUCCUAUAACAUCACUGGACUAACUGCUGGUGUCAGCUACACAUUCAACAUCGGAGCUGUUGCAGCAGAUAAUGUGACAGAGGGCCAACCAAUCAGGAUCUCAAUCUAUACUAGGCCAGAUGUGAUCAGGAAUCUGAAUGUCUCUGACAUCACAACUUCGUCUGUGUUUCUGAAUUGGGAUGAACCAAUUGGAAAUAGAUCUUCCUUCAAACUUCAGUGGACUGGUGAUAAAACAGACAAAACAGUAACCAAUCACACAACCUAUAACAUCACUGGACUAACUGCUGGUGUCAACUACACAUUGAACAUCAGAGCUGUUGCAGCAGAUAACGUGACAGAAGGCCAACCAAUCAGGAUCUCAGUCUUUACUAGGCCAGAUGUGAUCAGGAAUCUCAAUGUCUCUGACAUCACAACUUCGUCUGUGUUUCUGAAAUGGGAUGAACCAAUUGGAAAUAGAUCUUCCUUCAAACUUCAAUGGAUUGGUGAUCAAAUAGAUGAAACAGUAACCAAUCACACAUCCUAUAACAUCACUGGACUAACUGCUGGUGUCAACUACACAUUGAACAUCAGAGCUGUUGCAGCAGAUAAUGUGACAGAAGGCCAACCAAUCAGGAUCUCAGUCUAUACUAGGCCAGAUGUGAUCAGGAAUCUCAACGUCUCUGAUAUCAAAACUUCGUCUGUGUUUCUGAAAUGGGAUGAACCAAUUGGAAAUAGAUCUUCCUUCAAACUUCAAUGGACUGGUGAUAUAACAAACAAAGCAGUAACCAAUCACACAUCCUAUAACAUCACUGGACUAACUGCUGGUGUCAACUACACAUUCAACAUCACAGCUGUUGCAGCAGAUAAUGUGACAGAAGGCCAACCAAUCAGGAUCUCAGUCUAUACUAGGCCAGAUGCGAUCGGGAAUCUCAAUGUCUCUGACAUCACAACUUCGUCUGUGUUUCUGAAAUGGGAUGAACCAAUUGGAAAUAGAUUUUCCUUCAAACUUCAAUGGACUGGUGAUAAAAUAGACGAAACAGUAACCAAUCACACAUCCUAUAACAUCACUGGACUAACUGCUGGUGUCAACUACACAUUGAACAUCAGAGCUGUUGCAGCAGAUAAUGUGACAGAAGGCCAACCAAUCAGGAUCUCAGUCUAUACUAGGCCAGAUGUGAUCAGGAAUUUCAAUGUCUCUGACAUCACAACUUCAUCUGUGUUUCUGAAAUGGGAUGAACCAAUUGGAAAUAGAUCUUCCUUCAAACUUCAAUGGACUGGUGAUAUAACAAAAGAAACAGUAACCAAUCUCACAUCCUAUAACAUCACUGGACUAACUGCUGGUGUCAGCUACACAUUCAACAUCACAGCUGUUGCAGCAGAUAAUGUGACAGAAGGCCAACCAAUCAGGAUCUCAGUCUAUACUAGGCCAGAUGUGAUCAGGAAUCUCAAUGUCUCUGACAUCUCAAUUUCGUCUGUGUUUCUGAAAUGGGAUGAACCAAUUGGAAAUAGAUCUUCCUUCAAACUUCAAUGGACUGGUGAUAUAACAAACAAAGCAGUAACCAAUCACACAUCCUAUAACAUCACUGGACUAACUGCUGGUGUCAACUACACAUUCAACAUCACAGCUGUUGCAGCAGAUAAUGUGACAGAAGGCCAACCAAUCAGGAUCUCAGUCUAUACUAGGCCAGAUGUGAUCAGGAAUCUCAAUGUCUCUGACAUCACAACUUCGUCUGUGUUUCUGAAAUGGAAUGAACCAAUUGGAAAUAGAUCUUCCUUCAAACUUCAAUGGACUGGUGAUAAAAUAGAUGAAACAGUAACCAAUCACACAUCCUAUAACAUCACUGGACUAACUGCUGGUGUCAACUACACAUUCAACAUCACAGCUGUUGCAGCAGAUAAUAAGACAGAAGGCCAACCAAUCAGGAUCUCAGUCUAUACUAAGCCUGAUGUCAUAUUGAAUCUCAGAGUUGAUAAUACUACAACAUCAUCUGUCUCACUAAACUGGACUAAACCAAAUGGCCAAAGCUCCCAUUACAGAGUAGAAUAUGAAAAUAACAAUGUGAAUAUCAGUGAAACUACUGAGAAAACCUUCAUCACAAUAAAUAAUCUGAUUGCUGGAUCACAGUACACAUUCAAAGUUUUUACAGUUGCAGCUGAUAAUGUGACAGAGGGAAGAUCCGAUCAGAUUUCAUUGUAUACCAGGAAACUGGAUAAAACUGGGAUGAUUGUUGGCAUAGCUCUUGGCGUGUUCUGUAUUCUCAUUACGGUCACUCUAAUUCUAUUCUUCUAUUCAAGAAGAAAAACAAAGGAAAAAUGUUCAGAAAUCCCUUUCCACACCAUUAGUUUAUUAUUAUUCUCAAUGUUUUCUUUUUUCAUGGCAAGCAGCAGUAUUGCUUUGAGAAUAGAAGAUUAUGAGGAAUACUUCAAACGGAAACAUGCAGACUCCAACUGUGGUUUUGCUGAAGAGUAUGAGGACUUGAAACCUGUUGGAACUGCACAGCCUAAAAAUGCUGCCCUCGCUAUUGAAAACAAGGCGAAGAACCGUUAUUCUAAUGUGUUACCUUAUGAUGCUUCAAGAGUAAAAUUAUCAAUAUGUGGCAGCCCCUUUGAUGAUUACAUCAAUGCUAACUACAUCCCAGGUUACAAUUCAAGAAAAGAGUUUAUAGCUGCUCAGGGUCCAUUGCCAAUCACAGUGAAUGAAUUCUGGAGAAUGAUCUGGGAGAAGAACGUCUACACCAUAGUGAUGCUGACCAGAUGCAAUGAACAAGGACGAGUGAAGUGUGAGAAGUACUGGCCAUCUAGGACAAGUCUUCAUCAUAACAUCUCAGUAACAACAACCUCAGAGAUACCAAUGGAGAGCUGGACCAUAAGAGAUUUUACCAUAAAAAAUGUAAAGACAGCUGAGACUCGUGCUGUACGCCACUUCCACUUCACGGCAUGGCCGGAUCAUGGAGUUCCGCAGACCACUGAAAUUCUCAUUGACUUCAGACACCUGGUGAGAGAACACAUGGACCAGUACUCAAGCCACUCUCCAAGUGUGGUGCAUUGCAGUGCUGGUGUGGGUAGAACAGGAACCUUCAUUGCCAUUGAUCGUCUGAUCUUCCAGAUUGAGAGAGAAAGCAUGGUGGAUGUCUAUGGAAUCGUCAAUGAUAUGCGCAUGCACAGACCUCUCAUGGUGCAGACUGAGGAGCAAUACGUUUACCUCCACCAGUGUGCCUAUGACAUCAUAAGAUCAAGAACUGGAACCAAUGUGGACUUAAUUUACCAGAACACAGGAGCGCUUGACAUCUAUGAGAAUUUAAAGUUUUACAAAUCUUAAAUUUAGAUGGUCUCAUGAUGGCCUUUAUCACAAGAUCAUACUUAUUUAAGAUAAUAUAAAACUCAUCUAACUCUUGAUUUCACAAUCUGAAAUGCACUCUUUACAUUCAACACGUAGUUGGAUGCACUUUAUUUCCUGCUUAAAUCUUCUGAUGAGGGACAUUUUUAUUUCAAUAAGUUAAACACUGGAAGGAAUGGAGACAUUCUGUUUGUUAAUACACUUUACAGAAAACAGCAAAUAAUGUAAUUUUAGACAAAAAUAAUUGUAUCUCUAAUAUUUAUAUCAAGAGCUUUUUAUUUUUUUACUGUGGAAUGUCCAGAGGGUAUAUCUGUAUAAUUUAAUGAAAUAUUCAUGAAGAUGUCUAACCUCUGUACAAUCUUAAUACAGACAACUUGAUUGUAUCUGCUGAUAGAGGCCUUUCUGAGAUUUCUUAUUUUUAUAUAGCGUUUAUUUCUUUUUAGAUUAUUUAGUGGAAUAUCUGUUGUAAUUCUACAGUUAUUGCCAUUUUUUCCAAGUGGUAAUACAAAUUAUGCUUACAAGCGAGCUGCUUAACCAGAGGUCACAUAAAAAUUUACUUUUAGGGAAAUUCCAUGAAGUGGAAUGGAUCAGUUGGUCCUUUAAAGAGAGAAUAUGUUCAACCACUUAGGGUGAAAACAUCCUUCUUUCUCCUCCUCCCUUUAGAAGGCACUCCAAACACUCUGGUUGUCAAUGCACAUAAUACAUAUACAGCUCUGGAAAAAAUUAAGAGACCAUUCCAAAUGUUUCUUCAAUCAGCAUCUCUACAUGUAUGGCAGCCAUUCCAGCAUCUGUUGAAUUCCUGCUUGAAUUUUUGCGCCAGGAGUGGCAUGAAGUCACCCAACAGCAAUGUGAAAGACUGGUAGAGAGCAUGCCAAGACGCAUGAAAGCUGUGAUUGAAAAUCAGGGUUAUUCCAUCAAAUAUUGAUUUCUGAACUCUUCCUAUGUUAAAAAAAAUAAUAUUGUGUUAUUUAAAAAUGAAUAUGUACUUGUUUUCUUUGCAUUAUUCGAGGUCUGAAAACACUGCAUCUUUUUUGUUAUUUUGACCAGAUGUCAUUUUCUGCAAAUAAAUGCUGUAAAUGACAAUAUUUUUAUUUGGAAUUUGGAAGAAAUGUUAUCAGUAGUUUAUAGAAUAAAAUACAAAUGUUCAUUUUACUCAAACACAUACCUAUAAAUAGUAAAUCAAGAGAAACUGAACAUUUGGAGUGGUCUCAUAAUUUUUUUCAGAGCUGUAUAUGUUUUAUUAUUAUAAUGCUUUUACAGUGAUCACUACCAAAAUUAUGUUUCCAUGUGCAAAUUGUAUGUUUCUAUUUUCAAAAUAAAUUUUCCACAAAGGGGGAAGAAAAACUUUUGUUUAUACUCUCUUUUUUUUUUUAAGGGUCUGUCAUGUGCAUGAAACACAACAUGCACUGGAUUUUAUUUGCUUGUUUUUAUUUGUACUAUUUCUAUCUAUCUGUCCGUCUUUGUCUGUCUGUCUAUAGCACUUUUCAAGAAAAUGUAUUGUUUAUACCUUUAUAUGACCAGCACUGGCAAUGCUUUUAUUUAUUUAACAUUUUAAUUUCAAUUUAAUACUGAACAACAGUGCUCUAAUAUUUCUUUCACACUUAUGUAAAUCUUAAUAGCAGUUGCUCAGCUGGUGCAUGUCUCCCAGGAAGUGCACAAUUUGAAUUCUGCCAUCUGUGCUCAUAGGCUCUUAGUUCUGGGCAUGAAGGUAUUUGAGCCAAUCACCUGAGCUGUAAAUGCCAUAUGAAAAAUCACUCUGCACUAGCAGGAAAAUGAUCCGUUGAUGGUAAUAUAAAACACCAGUCCCAUGCCCUUCAGUAGCGACUAUUCUCAGCUGUGACAUAAAAAAAUAAAUAAAAAUAAAAUAAUAAAACAGGGAAAAAUAUCCAAAAAUGUGAAAGUCUAUUUCACGCAUUAUAAAGCCUAAAACAACAACAUCUAAUAUAAUUUAAGAAAUAUUUUGUAUACUUAAACAGUUCUCUAUCUGUACCUGUCAUUUGCUUCAGUCUGCAUAUUCAAUAAAAAUCAUGCUUUCUGCCUCA
Messenger RNA from Myxocyprinus asiaticus (Chinese sucker), 9857 nucleotides. RefSeq names its product receptor-type tyrosine-protein phosphatase eta-like. Lineage: Eukaryota; Metazoa; Chordata; Actinopteri; Cypriniformes; Catostomidae. The record is from RefSeq and is a predicted model, not a curated record. Gene Ontology annotation, molecular function: protein binding; protein tyrosine phosphatase activity. Gene Ontology annotation, biological process: protein dephosphorylation. The transcript has 37 exons. Bases 130 to 7797 code for a protein of 2555 amino acids.